This is a messenger RNA of Tarenaya hassleriana, 1697 nucleotides long. Its product is annotated as probable methyltransferase PMT20. Gene Ontology annotation, cellular component: trans-Golgi network; cytoplasm; endosome. Gene Ontology annotation, molecular function: methyltransferase activity. NCBI's taxonomy places the organism in Eukaryota, Viridiplantae, Streptophyta, Magnoliopsida, Brassicales, Cleomaceae. The transcript has 6 exons. The record is from RefSeq and is a predicted model, not a curated record. The coding region runs from base 204 to 1697 and encodes 497 amino acids.
UAACGAGAGAGAGAGAGAGAGAUUCUAGGGCCGUUACUCCUCUCUCCAUUUUCGAGUUUAUAAACUGAUUUUCAAUACCCAUCUGCAGAUUUUCCGAGAAAGUUUUCGACUUUUUGCCGCUCCUGAAGGGAAAAAAAAAACCGAGAGAAUCGUGUUGGAUUCUUGGAUUCUUUGCUCCCGAUAAUCCUUUUACACAACAACUGAUGAAGCACAAGGACGGGAAGCAAAUUCCACAGCCCGAAAAGGGUUCGAGGAUCGUCUCGAUGGCGGUCCUCCUCGUUGUGCUCUGCGGCUUUUCGUUCUACCUCGGCGGCAUAUUCUGCUACGAGAAGGAAAAGAUCGAGGCCAAGGAUUUCGGCCGAACAUCCGCAGUUUCCCCUCUCGGGAUAAAGUCCGUCUCUUUCCAAGAAUGCCCCAUCGAAUUCCAAGAUUACACCCCAUGCACCGAUCCAAAGAGGUGGAAGAAGUAUGGCGUUCACCGGCUAAGUUUCUUGGAACGGCAUUGCCCUCCGGUUUACGAGAAGAAGGAAUGUCUAAUUCCACCGCCGGAUGGGUAUAAGCCGCCGAUGAGAUGGCCGAAGAGCCGAGACGAGUGUUGGUACAGGAAUGUGCCAUAUGAUUGGAUCAACAAGCAGAAAUCUGACCAACACUGGCUUAGGAAAGAGGGCGAGAAGUUCGUUUUCCCGGGUGGCGGUACGAUGUUUCCCGAUGGAGUUACCCGAUAUGUCGAUUUGAUGGAAGAUCUUAUCCCCGGAAUGAAAGACGGGACUGUAAGAACCGCCAUUGAUACUGGCUGUGGGGUAGCGAGCUGGGGAGGUGAUCUUUUGAAUCGGGGAAUCCUAACGCUGUCUCUUGCUCCGAGAGAUAACCAUGAAGCUCAGGUUCAGUUUGCUCUCGAACGCGGAAUUCCCGCAGUUCUCGGGGUAAUAUCUACUCAACGGCUUCCUUUCCCGUCGAGUUCUUUCGACAUUGCUCAUUGCUCGAGGUGUCUUAUUCCCUGGACUGAAUUCGGUGGAAUCUAUUUGCUCGAGGUUCAUCGUAUACUACGUCCCGGUGGCUUCUGGGUUCUGUCCGGUCCACCAGUGAACUACAUAGACCGAUGGAAAGGAUGGGACACGACCAUCGAAAAGCUUCGGUCCGAGUUCGAGAAGCUUCAAUCCGUUCUAACCUCCAUGUGUUUCAAGAAGUACGCCGAGAAGGACGACAUAGCCGUCUGGCAGAAACUUUCAGACAGCGACUGCUACGAAAACAUGGCGGAUAACACCGACACUACUUACCUGCCCAAAUGCGACGACAGUAUCGAGCCGGACUCGGCCUGGUACACUCCCCUACGUCCCUGCGUCAUUGCCCCGAGCUCGAAAGCGAAGAAAUCGAGCCUCGGGUCGAUCCCGAGAUGGCCCGAGAGGCUACAUGUCGCGCCCGAGAGGAUCAGGGAUAUUCACGGAGGAAGUGCAGGUAGUCUGAAACAAGACGACAGCAAAUGGGAAAACAGAGUUAGACAUUACAAGACACUUCUCCCGGCAAUCGGGACAGAUAAGAUAAGGAACGUUAUGGAUAUGAACACAGUGUACGGAGGUUUGGCCGCGGCUCUCAUCGAUGAUCCUGUCUGGGUCAUGAACGUGGUUUCCUCGUACGGCGCCAAUACACUCCCUGUAGUGUACGAUCGUGGCCUCAUCGGAAUUUACCACGACUGGUAA